AUGGCGGCAACGCCAACCAAAACGAAUAGUCCGGUCGAGCGCGAACCCUCUGCGGAGAUCAACAGCGAAAAACAUGGGGAAAAGGGUGCAGAGAUGAACAAGGUACCUUCUAUUCAAGAAGUGCCUCUUCCGUUAUACGACGCAGAAGCUCUCUCCAAAGGGAAUGCAGCUCCCCUUGAAACCGCAGAGGAGAUAGUCACUCAUGUCAUUCAUGUUGAUGAUGACCCAACCCUCAAUCCAUGGACCUUUCGCAUGUUCUUCAUUGGUCUUGGGCUGUCAGCGUUUGGGGCUGUUUUACAAGAAAUCAUGUACUUCAAGCCCCAGGUUGUGUACGUCUCGGUUAUGUUCUUGACAGUCCUUGCUCAAACUCUGGGUACGGCUAUGUCUACCUUCAUCCCACGAAGAGGUGUCAUUGGUCGGUUUCUUAACCCUUUUCCAUGGAACAGAAAGGAACACACUGCAGCAGUCCUCAUGGCAUCGGCGGCAUCUGUUUCGGCCUUGUCAACGGAAGCUUUAGCAGUGCAAAAGCUCUAUUACGGAGGAUAUCCCAAUCAAGCUGCGGGAGUCUUCAUAACUAUUUCUUCGCAGCUCAUUGGGUAUGGCGUUGCAGGCAUGAUGCGGAAUGUUUUGGUUCACCCAACCUCAAUGCUGUAUCCCAUCAAUCUACCCAUCACGACUGUCAUGGAAACCUUGCACAAGCCCAAAGAGUUGACGAGGCAGAGAUUCAAGAUAUUCUGGAUCGUAUUCGCGGGAACCUUUUGCUGGGAAUGGUUCCCUGAGUACAUCUUCCCACUUUUGUCCGCCGUUUCCAUUUUCUGCUUGGCCGACCAAAACAACCUCGUCUUCACAAACCUCUUCGGAGGCUCCCAGGGUAACGAGGGCAUGGGAUUUCUAUCAGUUUGCUUUGACUGGAAUUAUAUCGCUGGGUUCGGAUCACCGCUUUGGAUGCCACUUCAGACUUUGGCCAACAGCUUCAUCGGGUAUCUCGGAGGCAUUGCCCUCUCCAUGGCCCUUUAUUACGGAAACGUUUGGAGAGCCCAGGACUUUCCUUUCAUGUCUCAGCUUCUCUACGACCAGAGCUCAAACACGACCACCUAUGUCCCAUACAAUGAGACCGCGAUUAUGAACCCUGACUUCACCGUGAACAGCACUAUGAUAGAUCAGGCUGGAGCACCCUAUCUUACCGCGACGUACGUGAACUAUCUCAUCACAUCUAAUGCCGGGCUUACUGCCACUAUUGUUCACAUGUUGCUCUGGAAUUACGCUGAAGUUAGCCUUGGAUGGGCUUGGGUGACACUGAGCAACUUGAAGAAGAUUUUGGAUCCUUCCCUGUAUAUGUUCUGGCGACACACCAGCGUUCGAACUGAGGAAGAGAAGGACCGGAUUCGUCAGGACCCUUCUAUUGACCCUCAUUAUAAGUUGAUGCUUGACUAUGACGAGGUCCCAAGCAGUUGGUAUUUCUUAGUAUUUGCUGCUAGCUGGAUCACUGGUCUGGUAUGCUUAUAUGUGAUGAAGUCCACCCUUCCAUGGUGGGGAUUUAUUAUCGCGACCUUGUUUCUUAUCGCCUUUAUGGUCUUCUUUGGGGCACAAUAUGCCAUUACGGGAUUUGGAUUCAACUUGCAGCCAAUUUUCCAAAUGCUUGCUGGCUACUUGAUGCCUGGACGUCCCUUGGCUAACAUGUACUUUACCACAUACACCUACAACGGUCUCACACAAGGGUUCCUACUUCUCCGUGAUCUGAAACUAGCCCAACAGAACAAACUAUCACCUAAAGCUACGUUUGUCACUCAACUCAUCGGUUGUCUUAUGGGCGCUCUUCUUAACUAUGUCAUGAUGAUAACUAUUGUCCAAAAUCAAGCCACUAUCCUCGAGUCUGCCGAGGGAACGAACAUUUGGUCAGGGGCCCAAAUCCAGCAGUUCAACACUCUUGCCAUUGCUUGGUCUAUUGCUCCCAAGAUGUUUUCCAUUGGUGCUCGCUACGAAUGGGUCACGGCAGCUUUCUUGAUCGGCUUCCUUGCCCCAUUGCCCUUCUAUAUCAUGCACCGUCUCUUCCCGCACCAGCGAAUUUGGUCAUACCUCAACACCGCCAUAAUUCUGUGGUAUCUUGGAGAACUCUUUGUUGGUCUGAAUGCUUCUCUCACUAGUUACUACAUUCUGGGAGCUUUUGGUCAAUUCUAUCUACGACGGUACCGACCGCACUGGUUUGUUAAGUGGAAUUACCUCUUAUCUGCUGCACUGGACGGUGGUACACAAGUGAUGGUGUUCUUGGCUACAUUUGCUGUAUUCGGUGGUUCUGGAAACUCCGUGGCUUUCCCGACAUGGGCAGGUAAUCGUGCAAACAACUUUGACUAUUGCGCGUACAAUUCUCGGGGCUAA
This is a messenger RNA of Penicillium griseofulvum, 2376 nucleotides long. Its product is annotated as OPT family oligopeptide transporter. The transcript has 5 exons. Gene Ontology annotation, molecular function: oligopeptide transmembrane transporter activity. The record is from RefSeq and is a predicted model, not a curated record. NCBI's taxonomy places the organism in Eukaryota, Fungi, Ascomycota, Eurotiomycetes, Eurotiales, Aspergillaceae. Bases 1 to 2376 code for a protein of 791 amino acids. Gene Ontology annotation, biological process: transmembrane transport.